Messenger RNA from Spea bombifrons (plains spadefoot toad), 1771 nucleotides. Its product is annotated as cytochrome P450 4B1-like. The record is from RefSeq and is a predicted model, not a curated record. Gene Ontology annotation, molecular function: oxidoreductase activity, acting on paired donors, with incorporation or reduction of molecular oxygen; monooxygenase activity; iron ion binding. Bases 85 to 1620 code for a protein of 511 amino acids. NCBI's taxonomy places the organism in Eukaryota, Metazoa, Chordata, Amphibia, Anura, Pelobatidae. The transcript is spliced from 12 exons.
UUACAUCUACAGCCGUUCGCUCCAAGCCAUUAUAUAAGCAGCCUCCCAUUCAGAGGCGCGGGGCAUUCAGUGCCCAUCAUUAUCAUGGCAUCUUAUGGGCUGCUGGACCUGCUUUCACUGAAUAUACCCCAGCUCUGCCGGUGGGCUGGCUGCUUCUGCCUCCUCUUACUCCUUUCCCAAGCGUACAAGCUUUACUUGAAGCGAAAAGAACUGAUCAACCAACUCCGGCAAUUUCCAGGUCCUAAGACGCACUGGCUCUACGGGAAUGCCCACGAGUUCCGCCAGGAUGGGAAGGAUUUGGACCUUGUGGCUGGCUAUGCUGAAAAGUACACUUACGCUUACCCAAUGUGGCUAGGAAACUUUUUUGCUUCACUUAUUAUCUGCCACCCAGAUUACGCGAAGACCAUUUUAUCCAGACAAGAUCCAAAGGAUGAUUUUGCGUAUUACUUCAUUACCCCAUGGAUUGGGAAAGGGCUGUUGGUCCUGUCCGGACAGAAGUGGUUCCAGCACCGGCGGCUGCUGACCCCCGGGUUUCACUACGAUGUGCUGAAGCCGUAUGUCAGGCUCAUGUCAGACUGCACCAAAGUCAUGCUGGAUAAAUGGGACAGAUUGGUGUCAGAUCAGAAGCCAGUAGAGCUUUUCCACCAUGUCAGCCUGAUGACUCUGGACACCAUCAUGAAAUGUGCCUUCAGUUAUCAGAGCAACUGCCAGCAUAACAGUGAAAAUGCUUAUAUCAAGGCAGUUUACGAGUUAUCUUACCUGGUGGAUCACAGAUUCCGCUGUUUCCCGUAUCACAACGACCUUAUCUUCUACUUCAGCCCCCAUGGGUUCCGUUUCCGACGGGCAUUGAAAGUAGCUCAUCAGCACACAGAUGAAGUAAUAAAGAGAAGAAAAGAAUCUCUGAAGCACGAUAAAGAGCUGGAGAAAAUCAAACAGAAAAGGCAUCUGGAUUUUCUUGAUAUCCUUUUGUGUGCGCGGGAUGAACAUGGUCAGGGUCUGUCUGAUGAGGACCUGCGCGCAGAGGUGGACACCUUCAUGUUUGAGGGACACGAUACUACGGCCAGCGGGAUCUCUUGGAUCUUAUAUUGUAUGGCAAAGUACCCAGAACACCAGAAGAAAUGCAGAGAGGAGAUCCAUGAGGUCAUGGGAGACAGAGACACUGUGGAAUGGGAGGAUCUGGGGAAACUGACCUACACAACCUAUUGCAUUAAGGAGAGCCUACGUCUAUAUCCGCCGGUUCCUGGAGUAGCUCGCAAACUCAGCCAGCCAAUCACAUUCUGCGAUGGGAGGAGUUUACCAAAAGGUGCUAUUGUACUCCUGAGUAUUUAUUGCAUGAAUAGAUCUUCUAGCAUAUGGAAAAACCCAGAGGUGUUUGAUCCCCUGAGGUUUUCCCCCGAAAAUUCAUCCGAAAGACACUCGCAUGCCUUCCUGCCCUUCUCGGCAGGAUCAAGGAACUGCAUCGGCCAGAACUUUGCAAUGAACGAGAUGAAAGUGGCAGCGGCCUUGACCUUAAAAAGAUUUCAAUUGACUCCCGACCCUGCCAAUGAGCCGCUGAAAGUGCCCCAGUUGGUGUUACGUUCGGUGAAUGGCGUUCACCUCUACCUGAAGAAGGUGGAAUGAGAAGGAAACGGGUUCUAAAAUGAUGUGUUCAUUUAAAAAUGUUUUUACAUUUUUUUAAGAAAAUCUGUCUUCCAUUUUGAAUGUCUCUAUGAUGUCAUUUUUUACGUGGCUGGAGCUGCAUAUGGAUAAAUAAAAUAUAUAUAUUGUUGAA